AUGGGCGAUCAGGACGACGACCGGCCAGACAACCCGUUCUUCCCUGCCGCGCUCAGCGCCACCGACCUGCGUUUGCCCGAAGCUGCUCUUGUCGCUGCCCCGCCUGCCUUCAUGACCAACCCCGCGGCGAUCACCGAUUCUUUGAGCGCCCAUCAUCCGCACGUGCACCCCGUCCACCACGGCGGCACUAUGCAAGCAACUACUACUGCGCUUCCCGAUGGCGACGACGCGGAGGAUGACGACGGCACAUCCGAUUCGGCCAGCGACGCGACGGAGCUGGACAACGAAGACUUCCCGCACUACUUUGACGAGCGUGCUGGUCGACUCUUCCAUUCCCAUGGUAUACAAAGUUCUUACACUUUUCCCGUCGACGGGACUGAGUGGAAGCGACUCAAAGCUCUUCACGAGCUACUCAAGCGUGUCCUCGGCAGCAACUAUGACGGACCCGUGGCAGAGGUCUUGUCCCAGGAAGGGGCGACCGGGCGUAUUGUCGAUCUAUGUACCGGCACCGGUCUUUGGGUGAUGGACAUGGCGCGCGAAUUUCCGCGCGUGCAAUUUCGGGGCUUUGACAAGGUGCCGAUCAUGACCCGUUACCCGCUCGACAAUUGCCACUUUGAGAUUGGAGAUGUGCGCGAGCAUCUGCGCGUCGCUGAUGCAUCGGUUGACGUCGUACACGCUAGGAUGACCGGUUUAUCUAUCGUGGACUAUAUGUCCUUGCUCCGACAGGCGGCUCGCAUUCUACGACCGGGUGGUCUCUUCAUCGCUGCCGAGUGGGGUGCAUACCCCGCCUUGCACCCGUCUCACCCGGCCGCGGCGAACCCGACGACGGAACUGCCCAACAUAACGCGUUUCUGUGAGGCUCUCAACGAGCUUAUCAAUCACGGCGCCCCUACUCUCGCGAUCACACUCCCAACUCUGAUCAAUAUAACGGGCGCCUUCGAUGCGCCCAGGGCAACAACUCGUGCAUUUCCAGUCGGGGCCCCUUAUCCUGGUGUCGAGCCUGCUGCCAUUCUCCUUGAUGUUGGUGAAAUCAUGCACCGAUGUACUUGCGGCUUCGUCGAUGCAGCUGUGGCGGGGCAUCCUACGCUGGCCGAGCAUGCCGAUCUCGUGAAGCAUGAAGUCAAUACUCACCCCGGGGUAGUUGCUGUGUGGCACACUGUUCAUGCGCGCAGGCGCUGA
This is a messenger RNA of Peniophora sp. CBMAI 1063, 1179 nucleotides long. The record is from the annotation of a GenBank genome assembly. NCBI's taxonomy places the organism in Eukaryota, Fungi, Basidiomycota, Agaricomycetes, Russulales, Peniophoraceae.